ACUCCCACUCAAUGCUCAACCCAAAACCACAUAGCUGCUAUCUAUAAAUAGGAACCUAGCUUCAGGCCAUAAAACACUACUCUUUCAUUCCCAAACACCAACCAAUCCAACUGAGAAUGGCCAAAAUGUUAGAGAACAGUUUUCUUCUUCCUUUCACCAUGGCUAUUGCCUUUGCCUUGUUGGUCUCAUGUUCACAAGGGCUCAACACAAGCCUCGAUCAACCUUCUUCUCUAGUCCCAUCAUCCACCAUACUCAAUUACCAUGGCGGUCCACUCCUUACCGGACCCAGAACCAUCAACAUCUAUCUCAUCUGGUAUGGAACCUUUUACCUGAAAGAUCGAACCCCGAUCACCGACUUCUUUGCUUCCUUUAAUGGACUCAAUCCACAGCCGAAGGAGUCCACGGUUGCAUCGUGGUGGAAUACUAUUUUGUCGUACAAGGACAAGGUCGGGAAACCAGUUUCCAGCACUUUCACACUCUCGAAACAGCUAGGAGACAUACAAUACUCACUUGGGAAAAACAUCAAACGUGCUCAAAUAGCCAACUAUAUUAAAAGCAAGAUUGAUAGCAAAUUAUUACCUUUGGAUCCCCAUGGGGUGUACUUGGUUCUGACCUCUAAAGAUGUCAGCGUGGAGCAGUUUUGCAUGAGUUCAUGCGGCUUUCAUGGAAGCAUCAUAACAACAGCAACGAAAAGAAGAGUAGUCUAUGCACACGUUGGAGACCCCUUCAGGCAGUGCCCUGGCCUGUGUUCAUGGCCAUUUGCUCUUCCGGCUUAUGGUCCACCUGGUCAGGCAGCUCUGGUGGCUCCCAAUGGGGUUGGUACAGAUGGCAUCAUUAUGAACCUCGCAACAAUUCUUGCUGGAGCUGCAACAAACCCUUUCAACUCCGGCUACUUUCAAGGGGAUGUGUUGGCACCACUUGAGGCCGUCACAGCAUGUCCAGGGAUUUUCGGCCCCCGAGCUUAUCCAGGGUAUCCAGGUGACCUGAAAGUGGAUAAAAUUAGCAGGGCAAGCUAUAACGCUUAUGGCGUCAAUGGCCGGAAGUUCCUUCUCCCAGCUAUGUGGGACCCAGUGCAGACCAAUUGCAAGGUGCUUGCCUGAAAUUCAAAAUCAAUUUCAGUGAAGGAACCAUAUGUAUAUGAAUAUAGCUCAUGUAUGCACAAACUUCCUAAAACAAAUACCAAUUGCAAAACAAAUAAUAUUAAUCAUGAGAAUUAACUCUUCUUUCUAAAAA
This is a messenger RNA of Camellia sinensis, 1233 nucleotides long. Its product is annotated as protein EXORDIUM-like 2. The record is from RefSeq and is a predicted model, not a curated record. Lineage: Eukaryota; Viridiplantae; Streptophyta; Magnoliopsida; Ericales; Theaceae.